Messenger RNA from Ostrinia furnacalis (Asian corn borer), 1205 nucleotides. RefSeq names its product regulation of nuclear pre-mRNA domain-containing protein 1B. The record is from RefSeq and is a predicted model, not a curated record. Gene Ontology annotation, molecular function: RNA polymerase II complex binding. NCBI's taxonomy places the organism in Eukaryota, Metazoa, Arthropoda, Insecta, Lepidoptera, Crambidae. Bases 1 to 1038 code for a protein of 345 amino acids. Gene Ontology annotation, biological process: mRNA 3'-end processing. The transcript is spliced from 6 exons.
AUGGCUGGAUUUACAGAAAAUGCGCUUAUUCGUAAACUACAGGAGUUAAAUUCGAGCCAACAGAGUAUUCAGACUUUGUCUUUGUGGUUAAUACAUCACAGGAAACACCACGCUGCUGUGGUAAAGACUUGGUUCAAGGAGCUGCUAAAAGCUAAAGAUGCCAAACAGCUGACAUUCAUGUAUUUAGCGAAUGAUGUCAUACAAAAUAGCAAAAAGAAGGGCCCAGAAUAUGGAAAAGAGUUUGGAGAGGUACUCGUAGAGUCGUUCAAGCAUAUGGCCAAGACAGGCAUUAACGCUAAGACGAAGAACUCACUGCAUAGAAUACUUUCCAUUUGGCAAGAGAGGGGUGUUUACGAUGCUCAAAAAAUACAAGAAUUCAAAGAAGCUGUUGAUCCUAACGAUGCAGUGCCAAAGAAGGUUAGCAAGCGCAAAUCAGCUGAUACAGAGACGAAAGAGCCCGAGAAAAAGCCUAAAAUUGAAAAGGAGAGUCGGGAGAGACGUCGUAGUGAGACUAAAGUGGAAGUGGACGGACAUAUCGAGACUCACAUCACACUCAGCCCCAGGACGCCUCCGGGAGACCCCCCGGAGCCAGAAGAAUUAAUUAGGGCACUUCUGGAGCUUGAAUCGAGUGCUUCCAGCGACGAGGCAGUCCGCGAGAGAAUAGCGUCCCUGCCCCCAGAAGUAUCCGAAGUGCAAUUAUUGUCUAAGUUAGAAGAUAAGGAGUCUGCGUUGAGUUUGAGUGCUGUGGUUAACUCAGCUGUGUCUCUGCUCGCUGAAUAUAACCUGAGGCUAUCCGAGGAGUUGGAGAAAAGAAGGAAAGUGGCAGCCAUGUUGAGAGACUUUGCUCAAGCGCAGAGGGAUCUGGCGAAACAGGCUGAGGCUAGGCUAGAGGAAUACAACGUAAAGCUACAGAAGAUAUAUGCAGUAAAAGCAGAAGUCAAGUCUCACAUAGACAAUUUGCCAGACGUGUCCCAACUGCCAGAUGUCACCGGAGGCCUGGCGCCUCUGCCCUCGGCUGGAGACCUCUUUAGCAUCUGAAAACACAUACAAGUAUCCAGAAGACUAGAGGCAAUAAGGUAGACGAUAUUCAAUUUUAAGGGCAUAAGGACGGAUUGGAUCAAUCAAUUGGACAAUAGGGAUGUUUCCUGGGUAAAAAAAGCAAGAGUUUUAAUUAGUCCGUCAGUUAGCUUAUCAAAAACUACUCG